AGCGAUGGCCAGUGCUGCGGUGGAGAGCGAUGGUGCACCGGUGGAGAGCGAUGGCGCGGCGAUGGAACGCGUUACAAUGCAGCGAUAGCGAUAGCGAUGGCAGCGAUGGAACAACGAUAGCGAUUGCGCAGCGAUGGCGCACCRGUGGAGAGCGAUGGCGCAGCGGUGGAGAGCGAUGGCGCAGCGAUGGAACAGCAAUAGCGAUGGCGCAGCGAUGGAACAGCGAUAGCGAAGGCAGCGAUAGCGAUUGCAGCGAUAGCGAUGGCGCAUCGAUUGAGAGAUGGCGCAACGAUGUAACCAACGUUGCGAUGGCAACUAUGGUACCAGCGUUGCGAUGGCGCAGCGAUGGCCAACGCUGCGAUGAGAGCGAUGGCGAUUGUCAGCGCUGCGAUGGUUAGGCGAGCGCGACGGCUGCGAUGGGGGAUAUAGCUUUGCAUCG
Molecule: messenger RNA, 439 nt
Organism: Chara braunii
Lineage: Eukaryota; Viridiplantae; Streptophyta; Charophyceae; Charales; Characeae
Source: the annotation of a GenBank genome assembly